UUUCCACAUUUUUUUUCUCAUGUAUAAUGAAAGAAUUUGGAGUUUUAUUGGGAAUGAUUGUCAUUUAACUGCAGUGACUGCGAUCUUGGGUGUCCUAAUUGCCAUCAAUGAACACAUAAUUGAUACCGCCCCAUCUCAGAUCCACACUGGUCAUCCUGAUCCUUCUACAUUUCCUUAUUCGUUAUGCAUAUCUGCACUGAAGGACUUGGAAACACUCGUUGAAGUCGUAGCACAACAUAACUAUGGUGAUACUAAGAAGUGGGACUUCAUUGCAGCUACAGAGGCUAUUAAGUUUUUGGGUAGGUUAGCCUUGUUUCGGAAUAGUGGCUAUAAGAUGCUUCUACAUGGCAAAGAGAUUCCAUAUGCUAAGAAGCCAUCAGAAGUUUCCUCCUCACAGUCCAGAGCAGGACCAAACCCCCUAGGAGGCAAGGCCGGUUCGAGAAGGUCGCGACAAGGAGAUUUCAGAAAACCUGGAUUUUAUAGCGGGCCUGGUUCUUUCAGGAAUAGCUUUGGGCAGAAUGGGUGGAAUCUGGAAGGAAGAGCACUGUCGGCGUUAAGCAGAUUUGGAGAGAAUGCGGGAAUGGUUUCUGACCCAGCGUGGUUGCGCAGGGUGCAGCAACAAAAUUCUAUUAUGGAAUCUCUCGCUCCAAAGGCAGAGAAAUCAACAUUGUCAUCUAUUUUGUCCGGGAAGGGUGUUCAUGGAUCUUUACAUCUCAUGGGGGAAAUCCUAUUUAUCGCAAGGCUGUUAAUCUAUGUUUUGUUAAAGUAUGGAAGUCGGUCCUGGACUCCUUGGCUUCUUUCGCUGUCCAUGACUGUGGUUGGCAUCGGCAUCUUUUCUCAAGUUACUUUGUCUGGGUGGGGCAGUAAAGACCACACGUCUCAGUACACCACUUCAGUAAAAUUGAAAAGAAGAAAGGUACUCUGGGCACUCUACCUCAUGAGAGAUCCAUUUUUUAGCAAAUACACAAGGGAAAGGCUCGACAAAGCAGAGAAACUGUUGGAACUUGUUCCCCUUUUUGGGGCUCUUACAGCUAAAGUCAUAGAGCUGAUUGUCGGAGCCCAAACACGGUAUACGUACAUGUCGGGCUCAUAAGAGUGAAGCCUUAGAAAACUGUGCUACACUUUUGAGUAGCCACACCCACCAGAAAUAGAAUAAAGAACUGUAUCCACUAUCCUCAUGAGUUGCUAGAAGUUGAGGGACGAUGUCUCGGUGACAAAAAUUGACAUGUUGAUGUUUUUGGAAAAUAACACGAUAACUGGUGAAGUUCUGCUGCAGAUCCCCAAAUGUACACUGGUUUCUUGAUUUUGUUGGAAACAGAUUUGCUUCUAGCUUGGAUUGCAUCUGGAAGGAAGUUCUCAUGUCGGGGUUCAAUCAUGUUCACUUUUCUUGGGCGGUUGAGGAAGAAAAUCUCGUAUGCCCUUUACUUUCUGCUGUCUACUAAUUCUUCUUCCCUUUUGCUUCUUUCCUUGUUUCUUUUUAAGCCAAGCCCUUUGUUUAGAUCCUUGCGUACAGAAGAAUAUUGCAGUCAGUUUGAUAAUGGUCGAAUGACAUUGUUUCUUCUGUUCAAAUGAAGGAAUCCUUUAGGUGUGAGAAAGUGGAUUUUGUUAUA
Messenger RNA from Syzygium oleosum, 1610 nucleotides. RefSeq names its product peroxisome biogenesis protein 16-like. The record is from RefSeq and is a predicted model, not a curated record. Gene Ontology annotation, biological process: peroxisome organization. Lineage: Eukaryota; Viridiplantae; Streptophyta; Magnoliopsida; Myrtales; Myrtaceae. Bases 20 to 1093 code for a protein of 357 amino acids. The transcript has 7 exons. Gene Ontology annotation, cellular component: peroxisomal membrane.